GUUUCUCAUGAACUUCUUCUGUCGGUUUUCACUCUAGAAACUUUAGUUAUCUGGGAUAAGUUGUCAAAAGUCAAAACUGAAAUAGCCAGUCUCAAUAAAUAUUCGUUUUAGCUAAAAUAAUAUUUUGAACGUUAGAAAUGGCUCUUUGGGUAGAUAAAUACCGACCAACAACGUUUUGCAAGUUGAACUUUCAUAAGCAACAAGCAGAAAACUUGCGAAAUAUGGUUCAAAAGAGUGAUUUCCCUCAUUUACUCGUUCAUGGACCUUCUGGGGCUGGCAAAAAAACGAGAAUAAUGGCAAUCAUUCGAGAACUCUACGGAGCUGGAGCGGAACGACUACGAAUCGAGCCAAUGCAUUUCGAAACGGCGUCGAAAAAAAAAUUUGAAAUUAUGACCAUCAGCAGUAGUUUUCACAUUGAGGUUAAUCCUAGUGACCAUGGUAUUCACGACAGGAUUGUCAUUAUGGAUCUUGUGAAACAAACAGCUCAAACCCAGCAAUUCGAUAUCAAUGGCGGUCGUGAAUUCAAAGUUAUCGUUUUAACAAAUGUUGAUCAGUUGACUAAAGAUGCUCAACAUGCUCUUCGAAGAACUAUGGAAAAAUAUGUUGCAUCUUGCAGAUUGAUUCUUUGUGCUAAUUCAACAUCACGUAUUCUUCCUGCUAUAAAAUCUCGAUGUCUUGAAAUCCGGGUUCCUGCUCCAACUGUCGCAGAAAUCAAAUCUAUUCUUCAUCACAUAUGUAAAAAAGAAGGGCUCCAAUUACCAGAAAAGCUUGCCACAAAUGUUGCCAAUGCAUCUGGAAGGAAUUUGAGAAGAGCAAUUUUGAUGCUGGAGGCUUGUAAAAUCGAAUUGUAUCCAUUUAUUGAUGAUCAGAGAAUUGCUGAGCCAGAUUGGCAAUUAUUCAUUCGUAAAACGGCCACGAUGAUAGUUUCCGAACAAAGUCCGAGAAAACUUUUAGAAGUUCGUGGUCGACUUUAUGAGUUAUUAACUCAUGCAAUUCCUUGUGAGCUAAUUUUUAAAGGUCUUCUCGAAGAGAGUUUAAAAAAUUGCGAUUUAACCUUAAAAGCCGAAGUUAUUAAAAUCGCAGCUGAUCUUGAGCAUCGAAUGAGAACUGGCUCUAAAGCUAUUUUCCAUCUGGAAGCAUUUAUUGCGAGAUUUAUGGCAAUUUACAAAAAGUUUAUGGACAGAACAUUAGCAGACUUCGUAUAAAUUAAAAAAAAAAAAAUAAUACAGAUACAUAAUCACGGUAGAUUUUUCACGUACAAUUUAAGAUAUCGUAAAUUUUCAUAUCAGUGCGUCUCAAAAUCCAUUAUACCUUGUCUGCCAAUCAUUGAGCCGGUGGGUCUCAAAAGAGUGAUCAUGUAACCGAAUAUUCCAUACAUAAACAAAAAUUACUACCAAGGAAUGUUCGUGAAACAAAAAUGAUAAUUCCAAAUUUCGCAAUGACAUUAUUUAUUGAACUCAAACGAAGAAUAAAUUCUUGAUAUACACUUGA
Aphidius gifuensis is the source of this 1491-nucleotide messenger RNA. It is a transcript of the gene RfC38, whose product is annotated as replication factor C subunit 3. Gene Ontology annotation, molecular function: ATP hydrolysis activity; DNA binding; DNA clamp loader activity. Gene Ontology annotation, biological process: DNA-templated DNA replication; DNA repair. The transcript is spliced from 5 exons. Lineage: Eukaryota; Metazoa; Arthropoda; Insecta; Hymenoptera; Braconidae. Gene Ontology annotation, cellular component: nucleus; DNA replication factor C complex. The coding region runs from base 138 to 1205 and encodes 355 amino acids. The record is from RefSeq and is a predicted model, not a curated record.